Messenger RNA from Drechmeria coniospora, 2805 nucleotides. Its product is annotated as Vesicle tethering p115-lik protein. Gene Ontology annotation, biological process: intracellular protein transport; transcytosis; endoplasmic reticulum to Golgi vesicle-mediated transport. The coding region runs from base 1 to 2805 and encodes 934 amino acids. The record is from RefSeq and is a predicted model, not a curated record. Gene Ontology annotation, cellular component: endoplasmic reticulum; Golgi stack; Golgi membrane. The transcript has 6 exons. Lineage: Eukaryota; Fungi; Ascomycota; Sordariomycetes; Hypocreales; Ophiocordycipitaceae.
AUGUUCUCCAUAACGACGGCCCCCGCCAAGCAGCAGUCUGUUAGCGAUACCAUCACUAUCUUAAGCGGUAGGCUCAGCUCUGCCACCCUCCUCGAGGAUCGCCGGGCAGCCAUUCAGGGUCUACGGAGCUUCUCCAAAGACUUCCCCGCUUCGGUCGCUUCAGGUGCCCUCCGAAGUCUCAUCGGCUGCCUGGGAAAAGAUGGCGAGGACCUCGACACGGUAAAGGUGGUCUUGGAGACCCUCCUUAUGCUGUUCAACCCCAACGACGAUAGCCCCGAAGCCUCGGACGAAAUCGUGCUCUGGCUUGCAGACGAAUUUACCCAGAGGCAGGAGAAUAUCACCUUGCUCCUCAACUUUCUCGAAAACGCCGACUUCUACGCCCGCCUCUACUCGCUGCAACUCCUCGCCGCCAUCCUCGCCGCCCGUACGCAGCGGACGGAAGAAUGUGUCUUCACGGCGCCUCAUGGCAUCUCUCGCCUAGUCGCAGUCCUGGGAGACGACCGAGAGGCGAUCCGAAACGAGGCCAUCGGCUUCCUCAUCGCUCUCACACCCACCUCGACCGAGAUUCAGAAGCUCGUGGCGUUUGAGAACGCGUUUGAGAUGGUCUUUGCCAUCAUCGAUGCCGAUGGAUCCCUGUCCGAGGGCGGCAGGACCGUCGAGGACUGCCUCAUCUUCCUCGCCAAUCUCCUUCGCAGCAAUCCCUCCAACCAGGCCCUAUUCCGAGAGACGGGUUUGAUCAGCAAACUGAAUACCCUCCUGAAAACCGGUCUUGUCACCCCACACCCAGAUGGUGCUGAUAUCGCCGCAUGGGCCCAGGUGCAGCGCAAUCGAAACAUUUAUGCCUUUCUCGCCGUGAUACGCCUCUUCCUACAAAGCGGCUCCGUUGGUGUGCUGCAGAAUCAAACAGCUACCUGGAAGCACGGAUUGUUGUACAGCGUUCUCCAACUAGGCUUCAGCGCUCAUUUUGACAGCAUUCCCAUAAAAGCUGAGGCCCUCCUGACCUGCGGCGACAUGAUUCGAAACGCCAGGGCCCUUCAAGAAUCCUUUGCCCAGCUUACCGUUCCGACCCCCAUCCACGAGGCGCUGGCCGCGACAUCAUCGGAGCAGCAACCAGCGCCCGAAACUACCUAUGUGAUUGACGGUCUCCUCGAUCUGAUUUUGAACACGCACGAUCAACGAAUGUUCGACCUGCGAUUCGCUGCUUGCGAGUGUCUCAAGGCGUACCUAUCAAACCACGCAGAAGUUAGACUUCACUUCCUCAGCCGAGCGAUUGAUGGCUACCAGGAAGGACCCCACGAGUCUGCCAACAUUUUGAGCGUGCUUCUCAGGCCGACCAAUGGAGUGGACGCUACUGAUCCCUAUCGACAGUGGUUUGCUGCUGUCAUUGCCUUCCACUUGCUGCAUGACAAUAUCCCAGCCAAGGCCAAGGUCCUGGCGGUGACCGAGGGAGAUUCGGAACACGGUGAGGAGGUUGUGACCAGUAUUCAAACCGUUACUGCACACCUGAUAUCGGGCAUUAGCCGUGGAGAUGAUGCUCGCAUGCUCGUCGGCCACUUGAUGCUACUGCUCGGCUGGAUGUUCGAAGACAUGGAUGCAGUCAACGAUUUCUUGGCAGAUGGUAGCAAUGUCCAAAGCUUAAUACAGGCGGUAAUCCGGCCGUUCAACAUGGAAGCCGAGCUGGUGCAGGGGUUGAGCGCCAUGUUGCUUGGCGUCGCCUACGAAUUCUCCACCAAAGAUUCACCCAUCCCGCGGACGACUCUACACUCCAUUCUAACUUCGCGACUUGGUCGCGACAAAUAUUUAGACCGGCUGGCAAGCUUACGAUGCCAUCCGCUCAUCCGAGACUUCGAGGUCUUGUCUCACAAGCAGGAUGCCUCAAGUCCCGGCGGCUUGCCGAGGGUCUUCUUCGACGCCGCCUUUGUCGAUUUCCUGAAGGACAACUACAACAGAAUAGCACGCGCCAUCGACAGAUCUCCCGAGUUCGAGAUUUCAGUCGUCGCCAACGGUGUGGAGAAGGGUAUUUCGAGGGAACUCGUCGACUCGCUGCGCCAGCAAGUGGAGGAGAAGGAGCGCGCUUUGCAGGAUGCUACUAGCAAUGCGGUAUCGUUGCAGAGUCUUCUGGAACAGAAGCAGGCGGAAUCUUCUCGAGUGGCAGAUGAGACCGCUCGUGAUAUGGCGCAGCAUCGAAGCUCUCGUGAAGCACUUCAGAAGUCCCAUGAGGCAGAGAUGAGCACGCUUCGUGGCCAGAUGGAAGUCAUGAAGACUCAACAGGAAGCCCAGAUCGCCUCGAUACGAGCAGAAAUGGCCGCGAAAGAGGCUGGGCAUCAGAACCGCCUCGACCAAACUCGUGGAGCAGCUCAGCAAGAAGCGGAGCGCUUGCAGAGGCGCCUCGGGGCCGAGGCGGCUGAUUUGCGAGCUACCAUCAGUCGUCUUGAGGUAGAUUUGGUCAAGGUGAACAAGAGCAAAACGGAUGACAUGAAUGCCUUGCGAGAAGAGAACGCCAAACUCCUUGCGGAGCAGGUGGCGCGAGGAGAUGAGGCUGCAAAACUCGCUCGCCAGCUAGAAUCGCAGAUUGAACUGGCCGAGCGAAAAGUAGCGGAAAUGGAUGGCAAGCUCAAAGCGGCCCAAUCAUCGGCAUCUGAUGCCAUCGAGUCGAAAGAUACCACCCAGGGAGAACUCGAUGACCUCUUGAUAGUAUUUGCCGACUUGGAGGAGAAAGUAGAGAGAUACAGUGCCCGCCUUCGUGAACUUGGCGAUCCUAUGACGGAUGGGGAAGAUGAAGGCCCCGGUGACGAAGGCGACUGA